AUGCUAUCCCGAGCACUGAGGACUUCCCGGCCUGCGGGUCUACGCAGCAAUGCCUUCUCGAGGGUUGCGCUGAGCAAGAGAACUGUCACGACGGAUGCUGCGAGCGCGCAUGCAGAUAAGGAUGCUGUUCCUCAGGAAGAUGAUAAGCCUUUCCAGGUCCAAUUAUCUGAUGAGUCUUUCGAGACGUAUGAGCUGGACCCCCCAGCGUAUACGCUUGAUACUACCAAGAAGGAGUUGAAGCAGAUGUAUCGCGAUAUGGUUUCUGUUCGACGCAUGGAAAUGGCCGCCGACAGACUCUACAAAGAGAAGAAAAUCCGCGGUUUCUGCCAUCUCUCAACUGGUCAAGAAGCUGUCGCCAUUGGCAUUGAACACUCCCUCACAAAAGAAGACGAUAUCAUCACCGCCUACCGUUGUCACGGCUUCGCAUAUAUGCGUGGCGGCUCUGUCAAAUCCAUCAUCGGCGAACUGCUCGGACGCCGUCACGGUAUUGCGUACGGCAAGGGAGGCUCUAUGCACAUGUUUGCUAAGGGUUUCUAUGGUGGAAACGGUAUAGUGGGCGCUCAGGUCCCGGUUGGUGCCGGUCUGGCGUUUGCGCAUCAGUAUAAUGGAAAUAAGAAUACGACUGUUGCGUUGUAUGGUGAUGGUGCCAGUAAUCAGGGACAGGUGUUCGAGGCGUUUAAUAUGGCCAAGUUGUGGAAGUUGCCGAUUCUGUUUGGGUGCGAGAACAACAAGUACGGUAUGGGAACAGCAGCCAACCGCUCCUCGGCCUCAACCGAAUACUAUAAGCGCGGCCAAUACAUACCCGGCCUAAAAGUAAACGGCAUGGAUGUUCUUGCUGUUAAAGCUGCCGUCGCUUACGGCAAAGCCUACACAGCCGCUGGCCACGGUCCCAUGGUUAUUGAAUACGUAACCUACCGCUACGGAGGACACUCCAUGUCGGACCCCGGCACCACAUACCGUACCCGUGAGGAAAUCCAACGCAUGCGCUCCACCCAAGACCCCAUCGCUGGCCUCAAGCAUAAACUCAUCGAGUGGAACGUCACGACUGAAGAAGAGCUCAAGAAUAUCGAUAAGGAGGCUCGCGCGGCGGUUGACGCUGAGGUCAAGGAGGCCGAGGAGAUGCUUCCUCCCGAUGCGACGCCGCAGAUUCUGUUUGAGGAUAUUUACGUGCGGGGCAGUGAGCCGCAGUUUAUGAGGGGUCGGGUGGUUGAGGAGAAUUAUUACUACUAA
This is a messenger RNA of Lachnellula hyalina, 1230 nucleotides long. RefSeq names its product Pyruvate dehydrogenase E1 component subunit alpha, mitochondrial (gene PDA1). Bases 1 to 1230 code for a protein of 409 amino acids. Gene Ontology annotation, biological process: pyruvate decarboxylation to acetyl-CoA. Lineage: Eukaryota; Fungi; Ascomycota; Leotiomycetes; Helotiales; Lachnaceae. The record is from RefSeq and is a predicted model, not a curated record. Gene Ontology annotation, molecular function: pyruvate dehydrogenase (acetyl-transferring) activity. Gene Ontology annotation, cellular component: intracellular membrane-bounded organelle. The transcript is spliced from 4 exons.